This is a messenger RNA of Salpingoeca rosetta, 12974 nucleotides long. RefSeq lists its product as uncharacterized. The record is from RefSeq and is a predicted model, not a curated record. Gene Ontology annotation, cellular component: membrane. NCBI's taxonomy places the organism in Eukaryota, Choanoflagellata, Craspedida, Salpingoecidae. The transcript has 22 exons. Bases 419 to 12847 code for a protein of 4142 amino acids. Gene Ontology annotation, biological process: detection of mechanical stimulus; regulation of membrane potential; cellular response to mechanical stimulus. Gene Ontology annotation, molecular function: mechanosensitive monoatomic ion channel activity; monoatomic cation channel activity.
UCACGAUUGGUUGUGGAUUGGUUGUGGGAGGGCGAUGAAUGGUCACUCGCACUCACACACGCACUCACACACACUCACACUCACGCUGUCUCCCACGACACCAUUGACAAGCCACACGCAAGCCAUCCAUCCGUUGAAGGAGCAGUCACCUACCACUCUCGCAAACAUCAACACCAACGCACACACACACACACACACACACACACACACACACACACACACACACACACACAACCCACCGUUGGAGCUGGUUCGCUUGUGAUUGAAAGGUUGCCGCUGAAGCGGCAGCUGAGGCUGAGCUGAGUGGCAGCCAUCGCCAACGACAGCGACCCCUCCUCCCCCUCCCCUUCACCACCAUUACCAACCUCCUUGCUCCCCUCCUGCCCCCUCACCGCUAUCAUCCGCAGCACCACCCAUCAUGCCGGCGUCCACCAGCACAACAAAGCUGACUCUGCCAAGCAUACCAUGCAGGCGCAGUGCGCUCGUGUAUGCGUGCAUCCAGCUGGCGUGCGUGAUUGCAGCCAUCUUUCGGUACACACUGCCAUCCACCGUCUACCUCUGCGUGGCCGUGCUCGUCAUCCCCAUUCUCCUCACCACCUUUUUCUUCGGCAGCGAGCAGCACCAGCGCCGCCAGCACCAGGCGCAGCAGCUGCAACACAGCCUGCAGUUGCAGCAUCAGCAACUGCAAGAUGAGGCGCGGCAGCGGCAGCGAGAGCAGAAGCAGCGACGCAAGCGGCGGCAUCAACGACGCUCCCUUGCCUCGCAUGCAACGCGCACGUCAAGCGCCAAGCUCUCCAGUCGCCACCGGGACGGCAGUCAACAGCCAGGCGCAGCGCAGCAGCAGCCACAUGCUCGCCGACAACGACCGCGCAGCAAGAGCGAGGUGGUACCGCCACCCGAGAUGGAUGAGCUGCUGUCAACAGCAGCAUUGCAGCAGCAGCAGCAGCCCUUGUCUCGGAGCGAGUGUCCCCCGUCUGCAUCGGCACCGGCCAUCCCACAGCAGCAGCAACAGCAGCAGUCACACGUAACAGCAGGAGCAGCAGCAUCCGUGGCGGGGCGCCGGCAGAAGCGCCAUUCCAGCUCAACAUUUGCAACGCUCGACCAACUCGUGGAGCAGGGUGGUGACGAUGACGGUAAUGGCGGUGCAUCAUCGAGCCACUACCGCCAGCAGCACCACUACCAACAGCGGCAACAGUGCCACUCGCAGGCGUCAAACGCCACCACCACGCACAGCAGCAGCAACAAGAGCAAGGGCGAGGCUGUAUCCAUCCUGAUGGACAGCAUCGCUGCAGCCCAGCCACGGGACCAGCAGCAACCGCCACACGUCACGCACCUCGAAGCCCAGCAAGCGAUAGAAGCGGAAGAGGCAGCGGCGGCGGUGGCGGUGGAGGGUGAGGUGCACCCUUGCUGUGAGCACCGCCACCGCCAUCACGUCUAUCAACGCGCACUCCUCAUCUUCCUUCUCGCCUUCAGCGCGUGCAUGACAACGGCGAUGGUGUGCUUGCAGAUAUGGGCUGCCAGCACGAGCGAAGGCUACGCCAGCGCGCUCACCCCUGGCUCAACAACACAGGAAACGCUGCACCAGCUUGGGCUGCACACCUUCGCCGACCGUGCUGUGCACGACAUUCUGCGGCUCAUUCUCCCCGACGCGCUCGUGCUGGUUGUAUCUGCAGUGCUGUUCGCCAUGAGCCCGUCCCAGCGCCGGCUGCAGCAACAGGCUGUGCGGCAGCAGCGGCGUGACGCGCGCGUGAGCGAACGGCGACGCAAGCGCGAUGAGAGGCGCAGAAGGAAGCAGGAACAGCAACAGGACAGGGAGAAGGAACAGCAGCUGCAGCAGGAGGAGGAACAGGAGGAAGAGGGGAGGAAGAGCGGUGACGGUAAGAAUGGACGGGCAGGUGUGCACAAGAAGCGAAGCCACAGGCGACGCCGUGGCAGCGGUAACAGUGGCGGUAGCGAUGGCAGUGGCGGUGGCGGUGGAACUAGCUAUCGUCGAGCUCGCACGAAGAACAAGGCACCAAGCACAUCACAAGACACGAUGCAACAACCACCACAGCAGAUGCCAUUGCAAGCACCAUCCACGCAACAGCGAUCGUCAAAGAGCCAUCAGCCAAGUGUGAGCAACAGCAGCGAUGCUGGUGACGUUGCACACAUGCACACAUGCGCACGCUUCAGCGCCCUGUCCACCUCCAUGCCCCCCGCUGUCCCCACCACCACAUCUGCCAUGUCGGCAACAGCAGCAGCAGCGGCAGCAGCAUCGUCAUCGAGCCAUCAAAUACUCUCGCCCGUGCAUGAGGAAGAUGGAGUACCCAGCGCCAGUCACGCGAGCGUGGUGAGUUGGGGUAAGAGCAGCAGUGGUGUUGCGGGUGUGGAAUCAACAGAGUACACGUCGUACUCGGUGCACACAGUGGAGCGCCAUGGCUCCUCGUUUGCAUCGCAGCAUCCACGCUGGCUGCAGAACGUGCUCGUGCCUGUGGCCAUUGCUGCUGCCAACAUGCUGCCCAGUGCACUCAGUGCUGUGCAGACGGUGGUGGCGCUGGUGCUGCUGGUGGUGGUGCUGUCUCGCCAGAAGCACCGCUUGAAGGGACAUGCAGCCUUGCUGCACAGCGCUCUCAACAUCAUUGCAGCCAUCCAGCUCAUCCUCACCCACCUUGCACAGUUCAAGUGGGUGCAGCCGGGCAAUGAGGUGACGCUGCUUCGUGUCGGUGCACCACCGAUCUUCAUCCCGGACCAGAGCACGUUCUCCGGCAAACUUGACCUCAACCUGGACGCGAACGAGUGGCCGUAUCUCGCGUACCCGCUACUGUGUGUGCUGUAUGUGCUGCUGAACACGGCACUCGUUGUCAGGGCACUUGGCCCCCACGCGUGUGAGCUGCACACGACCAGCAGCAGCAGCAGUCACUUCAUACGCAGCGACGCUGGUGUGAAGACGGAAUCCCAGAGCUGUGGCAUGGACGGGCGUGGUGAUGGUGGUGAUGGUAGUGAUCAUGGUGGUGAUUACAAUGCUGAGUGCGUUCACAGCACCCAUACCAACACUGCAGCCGCACCCAGCAACGUCGACGACAACGGUGAUGGCAGCAGCAAGAGGAAAGGGCACAAGGGCUCGACGCGCCAAAGCCAAGGAAAGCGCUGGUCAGGCAUGUUUUCUCGCCACAGCCCACGCGUAUCCCCAUCACAGCUCAACGAUGAUGAUGGUGAUGAUAAUGAUGAUGAUGAUCAUAGAAUAUCCGGGGUGUUGGACUUUGCACGAGCAGAAGGUGAGCUUGGAGACCACCAGCAAGAAGAAGAACACGAACACCAUCAACACCAACACCACCACCACCACCACCAACAACAACAACAACAACAACAACAACAACAACAGCAGCAGCAGCAGCAGCAGCAGCAACACUAUCCCCAUCACCACCACCGCCAUCCACAGCACCUGCACUCGUGGCGAUCUGAUCCAACCGGUAAUCGGGAGCAGCCUGUGCCCAUGAUCACGCUCGAGACGUCAGUCGACGACACGGGGCGUGUUCGCCACCGCAUCCUCUCUCCGUCGUCGGCACCCCCAUCACCGCACUUUGGCAGUCACGCUGGUGAUAGCAGUGGUCGUGGUGAAGGCGUGCUUGGUGUCGGCGUGUGGCGUGCGGGCAGUGGAGACGAGAAUGACGAUGAAGCGGUCGAGAUAUUGGAUGUGGAUGAACUCAUGGGGCAGCCUGCGCAGCAAUCCCACCACCAGCACAGCGAUCACUCCCAACAGCGCCAACACCAGCACCAGCGCCACGACCUGCACCCCAUGCGAUUGGACAGCCGUUAUGAUGGCGGCGGCAACGAUGAUGGGGCGCCACGAAGCCAGAGUGCUCCCGCCUCUUUCGACCCUGAUGCUGAUGAUGUUGGUGAUGGACGAGCGGCCAAUGCGGAUGGUGAUGCGAGCCAUCAACGACAGCAUGGAGUGCAUGCACACACCAGCGAAGGUACAGCUGCAGAUGCUGCGUCGUCAUCAUCACCACCAUCAUCACACUCGCAGUCGCAGUCGCAGUCGCAGUCCACGCCCACGAGCUUGCUCGAGUCCCACAGCAACGGUCACGAAGGUUCAAAGCAUGAUGCAAGCACACCGGACGUCAGCGCCACGUGGCGGCAGUUUGUGUGCUUCCUCUACGUGUAUGUGUCCAUGCUGGUGUGGGCUGCCGCGUUUCCGUCGUGGCUGGGCCUUGGCUACCUCCUUGCCGUGAUGGCGUUUGCUCUCCUCCCACAACGCCUCUACCCUACACUUGUGCUCGUGCUCGCUGCGUACACCGCGCCCGUCUUUGUCGUCGAGUUUAUCUACGCCGUGCACAUGUCCCCACUCCAGCGGCAGAGUCUGAAACAGCUGACGGGGUCACCGCUCUCGUCCGAGUCUCGCAUCAUCGUUGCCCACUUGUUCAAGACCUCCGUCUGCGUCUGCAUCUGGCUGCUGGCGCGCUACCGUGAGAACUUGCGGCAAUUCCUCUCCUCCAGCCAAUCGUCCCGUAUUGAUCGCGCGCUUUACAAGCGCCCCAUCCUCGGUUGGCUCGCAGUCUCAAUCGUCAGCCACAUCUACAUCAUUGUGUUGAUUCUGAUCUACGUUGCGGCGCUGGGCGAAGUCACGAUUGUCAACGCCCUCUACCUCGUGUUUGCCAUCGCGUUUGUCACCAUCGGAGAAUGGGCGCGGCGGUACUGGCUUGUGCUGCUGCUGUAUGCGUGCAUGGUGGUGCUCCUGCAAUACCUGUGGGGAUUCUACUUUGUGCGUGGCGGAAAUGAGGACACAGCACUGCUGAUUGGCCUUGAUGAGAACUCCCAUGAGUCGUUCUAUCGUCACUCCUCCUUCAACAUCUUCAUCCUGGCGCUGUGCGUGGUGCAGCAGCACGUGUACGAGUAUUGGCACCAGCAUGAGCGCGUGUUCAGCCGGUUCACCGUGCGUCUCCGCCCACAGGCUGUGCGGGUUGUCAGCACGGCGUGGGGGCUCUUCGUGCUGCUUGUACUCAUUCUCUCCGGUAUGCUGGGCACGGGCGUGACGCUGAUCAAGCUCGGUUACGUGGCGUUCUUCUGCCUCAACUCGGUGUCCACCACCUCCACUCUCAUCCACGCGGCGUCGUGGUACCUCACCACCAUCUACUCUGCCGUCAUUAUGGUGGCCAAGUACAUUUACCAGUUUGAUGGCGUACAGACGGCGUUUGAGGACAACUUGUCCACCAACUGGCUGGACGACAUUGGUCUGCACACCACCUCCUCCCUCACCGCCCGCUUCACAUACGUGGCCCCCGCGUCGUUUGUGCUUGUCGUGAGUGCCAUCUAUCUUCGCCUUCUCCGCCUCGACAAAGCGCCCUCAGAGCCGUUUCCGCGCGACCGCGCGUCCUGGCGAAUGUUCCUCCGACUGCGCAAACUCGUGCACCGCGCCCUCGUCUUCGCCAUCGACAAAGUGUCGCUGUUCCUUGUGUUUGUGAGCACAACGGUACCGAACCAGACGCUGCUUGACAGUCUUACGGUCUUCUACCUUGGCGUUCUUCUCGUCUUUCCCGCUGCCCGCUACAAGACCUCCCUCGUCGUCUUCUUCAUACCUCUGUCACACAUGUUCCUCGGCUCUAGCAUGCACCAUAUUUCGUCCGAAAUGAUGCCUGUAUUGGAAUGGGAGCAGCUCGGGUUUCGCAACGUUGAGGGGGCGUUUUUCAAGGAAAUCCGCAUGUAUCUGUUUGCCGGCAUUUCACUCCUUCUCCAGCGCUACACCGUUCGCCUCAAGGAAUUCGCACUCAGUCAGCGCGAAGAGCGCACGCUGGACAAGACGCGGUCUGUGGCCGUAGCGCUGCUGCUGGCGGUUCGCUGGCGACGGCGGGCAAGAAUGGCGGCACAGCGGAGGAGGGAGCAGGAAGCACUCAUGGCCAAUCAUGAUGCUGUGCACACGCGUGAUGCGAAUGGGCAUCAGCAUGCACACGCGAGGCAGGGACAGGCGCGCGAAGAUGAUGCUCAGGUGCAUUCACCAAGGGGUCGCACGUCACCGUCGCUUCGAUGGCGCCGACACACACGUGAUGGUGGUACUGACCGAGGGACGAGCGCAGAUGCCCACGUCGACCAGCCAGCUCCGGCAACAACAACGACAACGACGACGACGACGGCAGGUGCAGCUGGCCACACACAUCCUACAGCAACGUCACCGUCGCCAGCAGCAGCAACAACAGCAGGGGAGACGAGUGCAGAACAGCCAGAGGCAGAGACCCCAUCGCCCACACCACCAACGCAACAACCACGCCAGCAGCAGCAAAGGGAAAGUGACGACCUUCAAGGAUACUACAACAGCAGCACCAACAACCGUUCACACCGCAUGACGGUCCACCACGCGGACAGAACACAGCUCUUCCGCAGGAAGGGCGAGGACCCCGUUGUACUGCAAGCGCUCCAGCUCGCUGGGCUGGAUGGCACCGUGGCAUCAUCCAUCGCCUACAGUCUCAAAUACUUCACUAUCCUCUAUGGCUUCGACAUUGUGCUGAUGUUGCUGGUGCUGACGAGCAUGGUGCGUGUGAACGUGCUGAGCAUCGCGUACAUGCUUCUCCUCAUCGAUUUCCUUCGGCGCCCGCCCAUCUUCCUCCAGCUCAUCAAGAAUGAUGAAAGUACUGCGUCGAUUCGCCACGAAGCAAACCAGCUGGUGACGGUGGAGAGGCCGCCAAUGGUGACCCGUCUCCGCGCGUGUGUCCUCGCCCUUGUGCUGUGCCUGUACUACCAGUACUUUGCUGUGCUUGGGCCACCGCCUGGCGACACAUACGCAACACAGAACGUCGGCAACCAGACUCUUGCCAUCCAGCGCUGGCUGUAUCUCCCACCGCUCUCAGAGCAGCCCAUGUUUGGUGUUCGCCGACGCAGCCCAGAGUCGUGGACUGCUGCCUCGGCCAUUUACGGUGACUUCAUCCUCAUUCUCUUCCUGAGUCUUCUCCUCGAAAAGCAUAUCCUUCUUCGUAACUCAAGGACCACCCUCUGGCGCUUCUUGCAACUGGAGAGUCCAAAGUACCGCUUGCCAGCGCCCGUGGACACACACGCGGAGGCGGAGAAGGCGAGGAGGCGAACAAAGCGGCUGAAGAAGAAGCAGCAGAAGAAGCAGAAGAAGAUGGAACGGAAAGAAAAGGAGCAACGGAAGCAGCUUGCCAGGCAGUCGCGCCGUACACACGAGCACUUGCAGAAGCAGAUUGCAAAAGGCCGCCUGUCCCUGCCCGGCAUGCAUGACGGAAGCAAACAUGACGGAGGAGCAACCACGCCUGCAGCUCCAAUUGCUGGUGCUGAUGAGGACACACGUGCCGGAUCUGUGCGGGGCAGAGGCAUUGGUGGGCUGAUGGGACGCGUCAUGACCAGGAGCCGCCGCACACGCGCGAGUGACGCACAAGACCCGACAACUACCGCAGCAACAGCAGCAGCAACAGCAGCAGCAACAGCCACAACAAAACCGCCAACAACAACACCAGCAGCAGCAGCAACAACAGAAUCAGCGGGUGGCGAUGGUACCGCGUCCGAGAAAGCGUUGGCGCUGGUGGAAACCGCACCGGCCCCUCAUGACGCGUCCACGCCCACUCGCGACAGUGACGAGCAACAACAAACCCAAGCGGCGGAAAAGAGGCCGAGGCUUCCACACAGUAUUGUCCCGCUGAUCAAGAAGUGGACCAUCAGCUCGUCGCCUGGCCUGUACAGCCUGUUUCUCAUGCUGGCCACGGCAACACGCAACGACCUGACGUGCCUGGUGUACUUGGGCGUGCUUGCGCACCUCCUCAUCAACUACUUCCGCACCAUCACAGAGAAAGAGCGCAUGUGGCGCAUGUGGAAGGUGCAGAUCUCUGCCGUGCUCAUCGUCAUCUCCCUGCGCCUGCUGUGGUCCCUACCGGCUGUUGUCCUCGACUUCUCCCCCUCGGCACUCGACGCUGUCCAGGCGUUUGGGUUGCGCUUCGGCACGGGCUUCAUCCUCACGCCCACGGACGAGCGGCUGGGCAUCUGGACCGCAAACGAAGGCCUGCUAUUUGACUUUCUCGCCCUGGUGGUGGCCAUUGUGCAGCGGCGCAUCAUGCUCACGCCGACAGCCAUCCGCCACGUGCGCGAUUCGCGUUUGAAACGCAUUCGCCGGCAGCUGCGGGGCUCGAGGCUGGAGGUGAGCAUGCUUCGUGAAGCCUCCCAUCGCCAGCAGAAGCGUUUGGAACGCAUUCAGCGCAUUGAGCAGACACUCCUGCACGUGCAAGACAUUUUGGCGGACAAGUCCAACGCCGGGCAGGUGGGCAGCCCAGACGUGGUGAGCGCGUUCUUUGCCGACCUGGGCGACCUUGAGCUUGCACUGGACCCUGAGACGACGGAGGCGAAGGAAGAAUUGGCAGAGGCGCUGGAGCAGGGCGAAGAGGAGGAGCAAGAGAGGACACACGAGGAUGAUGUCAUUGCAGCUGUUGCUGGCGGUCCUGUUGUGGACGAGAGCGGUGAGGAUGAGGAGGAUGGGGACAGCGAGGUCGGCGCUGGUGGUGGUGGUGGUGACGAGGAGGAGGUGGUCGUGCGAAGGGAAAACGAAGAUGGCGAUGACGAUGAUGAGGGCGAUGCGAGCGGUGCGGAGUUGGAAGUCGUCACUGUGGGUGGUGAUACGCAUGGCGAUGAUGAAGGGCGUGUAUCCGCGGCUGGCCAACAGCGAGCUGGGCGCCACCUCGGCCCACGCCAGCCACCAUCCCCGGCCACACGCAGCUCCCUCAAUGCGUUCUUCGAAGAGAACCGCAACCGUCGUCUCCAGCAGCAACAGGAGCAGCAAGAGCGUCGCAGACAGCGCGGGCGGUCACGAGGUCAUUCACAGUCGAGCACAACCACGAACACGCUCACCAACCGCACGGCGACAACGGUGAGCCAGUCGUCAAGCUCUCACCGCGAGCGUGUGCGGGAUGCGCUAAUGCAAGAGAUUCUCGAGUUCCAUCAGGACUCGCAGUCCAGCACACACCUCACCCCGUUUGGCCAGUAUCGCCACCCACGCGCACGUGGCGGUGACGAUGGUGUUGGCCGCGCAUCCCGCAGCACAUCGCGUGUUGGGCGCAGUGCUGUGAGGGGCGAGUCGGAGAGCGUGACGCGCCCACAGCUGCGAGCGGCAUCACACGCACCGUCACCACUCCGCAUGACAAGCGUGCCGAGUCGACACAGGACAGGCAGCGAACAACAGCAACCGCAAGAAGAGACGGGCAGGCGUGGUCGGGGAAGGUGGGCAGGCACGCCGCGUGGUGAAGCGCGUGGUGUGGCGAGCGACGAGGAUGAUGGUGGCCACGCUGGUGAUCUUAUUGCUGGUGGAGAACGCACGAGGGGGAGUGAUGUCGUGAGGAGCGAGGGAGAGGAGACGGUGACGAGUGAAAGGGACAACUACUUCACGGAAGCAACGGAGGAAGAUUGGAACGAGGUUGGAGAAGUGAGCGAGGCAGAGCAGGAAGCGGAGCAGGUGGAACAUGGCGAAGGGAAGGCCGCAUCUGACGACGAAGAGGCAAAGGACAAGAAGAAGGACGAAGAAGAAGGCGAGAAGAAGAAGAAGAAGAAGAAGCAGCCAGGCUUGGUUGCCAAGGCGUUUCUGCUGUUGUAUCGCAGCAAUGAAACGUUUCGACGUCGUCUUCGUCUUGGCCGCCGCCGCCGCACCGCCGCGUCAAAUAUCCUGCUCGCCGGCACAUGCGCAGACGUCAGGGUCUCCCCACGCAUGUUUGGCAAGGAGCUGCUGUACUACAUACGGCGGCACACUGCAAUCCCGUGCUUCUUGAUGAUGGCCAUCAUUCCGUUCACCCACGCCGACCUGAUCUCGCUCGUGUACCCCCUGCUCAUCUUCAUGUGGGGUCUGCUGGACCACCCGCAGCCGUCGCGUCUCUUCUGGACAACAACCCUCGUCUUCACCGUGGUGCAAGUGAUGGUGCGGUACAUGUUCAACUUCACGUUCUGGGGCGACUUCAACGCCCCCUCGUCAUUCUGCGAGGGCCAGUCCUUCCACCGCUCGUGCGAUGCUGCCACGCUUCUGGUUGGCAUCCAGCGUGACCCAUCGCAGCCACGCCCCUCUGCCGUCCACCUCAUCCCAGACUUUUUCCUCUUUGGAAUCCUCUGCCUGCACAAACUCUCGCUCGAGUCCCUUGGGCUUUGGAGGGCGUCGCUGUUCACGGACGGAAGCAAAGCGGAGGUGGACAAGGCGCGGGAUCAGGUGGUGCAGGCCACGCUGUCAUACGCACGGCUGCGCAACAACCACCGCCCCGCACGGCGACAGCGACAACGACAACAGGCGGGUGGAGGGCCAGAGAACUUGCAGCAGGCGUUGGUAAGCAUUGACAGCGACAACAGCAGCAGCAGCAGCAGCAGCAGUGAUGACAGUGUCAACAGCGAGCAUGAUGACAGCAAUGUGGGUGCUGGUGGACACACGGACCGCAACACCAGUAGCCAUGGUGGUCGUACACAGCGCGACAGAGGUGCACACGCAGGCGGUAGCUCAACAUCAACGACAAAGGCAAAGGCCUCCACUCGCCCGAAUGACGACAGCUUCGUUGUUGUGAUUGGCGAGGGUGUGCACGCCAAUGACAACACCGCCACCACCACGGACACCGAGAGUGAUGAUGAUGACGACGGCGACGAUGGGCAUGAUAAGCGUGGUGAUGACGACGCCGCGCCGCAUCAACAACAUGGACACGAACGUCCUCGCAGCGACCCCCGUCCGCAACGCCGCCACCGCCGCCGACACGGCCACAGUGACACCACCGCACCCCAUCAUGACAGCGAAGCAGACGGCGGCAUCACGAACCGUCCAGACCAUGAUGAUGAUGAUGAUGAUGAUGAUGAUGAUGGUGAUUACGACGAUGAUGACGACGACUACAGCGAUGACAGCAGCCACGACGGUCGGGGGAACGACGAUGGUGACGAAGACCGUGAUGAUGAUGAUGACAACAACAACGACAACAAUGAUGUUGACGACGCCAACGGCCCUCAUGCACGCACGCGGGGUGAGCGGAAGCAGCUGCGGCGACAGCGGUUGAACGAUGAACUGUCGAAUUUGGAACUGCAGGUGAACAAGCGCAUCAACGCCCGGGCUGCGCGGUCAACAUUUCAACGCAUCCAACACUUCUUCCACAAGCUGCUGUAUGCAGAGGGCAGGGCCUCGCACGACUUUUACAUUGUCCACUUCAGCACCUCGCUGAUUGCGCUGUUGCUGACGGCUGGUGGGUGGAACGCCUUCCAAGCGAGGGACGCACGCUCAGCAUCAGCAAGCUCCGUGGUGACGGAGAACCAGAUCCCGUACCAGCUCCUGCUCACGCUUCUCACGCAGUUUGUGGUGAUUGUGCUGGACCGCAUCUUCUACCUGACGAAGAAGAACAUGGCAAAACUGUGCCUGCACAUCUUCUGGUUCCUUGUGGUGCACGUGUACAUCUUUGUUGUGCUGCCGCUGACGACGGACCGCGCCUUCUCCGACAACGGAAUCGUCAUUGCCAUUUAUCUGUUGCAGUGCGUGUACCUCUUCGCCUCUGCGCUGCAGCUCAAGUUUGGGUACCCGCACGUUGUUCUCGGCAACGCGCUCACCCGCCACGCCAACUCGGUCGGAUACGUGUUCUUCGUCAUCUACCGCGCCAUCCCCUUCUUGCACGAGCUGCGCGUGAUUCUGGACUGGACAUACACGCCGACGACGGUUGAGUUCCGGCGAUGGGUUCAGAUUGAUGACCUGUAUCUGCAGCUGUACAACAACAAGUUCUUUCUCGGCCGCCGGCUCAAGUUCUGGGUGAAGCGGGGCGGGUUUGGCAAGCGGCAAAUCUUUGCGCAGAAGUGUCUUGUUGGCUUCCUGUUCUCCCUCGGCCUGCUGCUUGUGAUUUGGCUGCCGCUGAUCCUGCUCGCCAUCUUUGCCAACUCCACCACGUCCACGCCGCCAGCGGAGCUGCAGCUGUCCUUUGCACCGCUGGGCACACCGGACCUGUACACCCGCCACGCCCCCGUGAUUGCAGACGCACCGCUGCCAGAUUACGUGGACGCGCAGUUGUCGGCCUCGCCAGCUGUGCGCGGGUUUGUGUCUGAUUUCCCGGACGAGGGCGACAUACAGCACGUGGUGUUUGCGAGCGAGAGUGAGCAGCUUUCGGUUGAAGCAGACGUCGUGAGCGCAUCGCUGCAGGCGCAGUUGGCAGCCGGGAAGCCGGGGCGGCUGUAUCUGGGGAUGACAGCACGAAAGCAAGGGUCAUCCCCGCCCAAGAUGGACACGCGCAGCGUGCUCACGACGCGGCUGACCAUGGAAACGACACAGGCGCUCGUGAAUGUGCUGACAAACGCCACUGGUGCCGGCAACAGCGUUGUGGUCCCGGCUGCGUUUCCGUCGUAUGUUGUGGUCAACUUUGCCGACCGCACCAUAUCCGAGGAUGGGGUGCCCUCUGAACUGCAGCAGCGGCUCAACCUCACGCUCACGCUCCUCAGCACAGCCGCUUCCACGGGCCAGACAUACUGGGGCGCCGAGGUCACCCUGACGAACGGCACGGUGACACCACCGCGUGUGACCGUGUUCAGCAAACGCCAGCUCGUGGGUGUGCUUGAGUUCCUGGCGGGCUUUGGCAUUGUCGGUUUGUAUGUGUCCGUUGUGCUCGUGAUCGGACGUCUGGUCCGCACGGGCAUGAAGGGGGUGCACACGCAGAUUGCGUUUACGGAAAUGCCAACAGUGGAUGCACUGCAAGGGCUGUGCCACGCCAUCUUCCUUGCACGCGAGCACCAGAAGCUGGAGGUUGAAGAACAUUUAUCGAUGCUGCUGCUUGAGAUCUAUCGCCUGCCCACGGCACUGCGGCAGUGGUCGGGAUCGCUGCUCAACAAGGAGCUCAUGACGAGCCAGCUCGAUGACCCAAGAUACAACCCGGCACUCAGGAAUGAGUGAUGGUGACAAUGGGAAAGAGGGACGGGGAACAUGCAGGGAUGGAGGAAGGACAGCAGUUGUUGAUUGAGUUGGAUGCGUGAGUGAAUGUGUGUGUGUGUGUGUGUGUGUGUGUGUGUGUGUGUGUGUG